Messenger RNA from Dermacentor albipictus, 561 nucleotides. The record is from RefSeq and is a predicted model, not a curated record. NCBI's taxonomy places the organism in Eukaryota, Metazoa, Arthropoda, Arachnida, Ixodida, Ixodidae.
AUGAAAGCUAAGCGGCCUAACGCGCCGACGAAGACGCCCGGUGGCCCCCCGGAACGCUUCGACAGCACGUCCAGCGCCACGAUGGAGGUCAUAAGCAUGGAAGGAGAAGAUAUGCAAGAGGAGGACUUUACCAACGACGCGGGAUGUGAAAGGGAACCUGGCCACCACCUCCUAGAGAGUGUUGGCCUGGCACGGUUACAGGGCACGUUUCUGGUGACAAGAGCCGCUGCACGUGCCAUGAUUACCUCGUGUGUCACGGAGGGAGUCAUUGUAAACAUCGCCAGCAUCCUGGGCAAGAGCAGACUCUCGGGCUUGGUGGUGUACACAGCAUCCAAGGGGGCCGUCGUGGCUCUGACCAAGACCGUGGCUCAAGAAUUGGCACAGCACGGUAUCCGCUUUGUUCUGCUCGAAGAGCCAAAAAGAGCCUGCAUCGAACAGACGUCUCUGCGGAGAGUAUGCCAGCCGGAGGAAGUGGUUGAAGCCAACCUGUUUCUCUUCUCUCCGAAUAGUUCCUUCAUGACAGGAGCGACUCUGGAAGUAGCCGGUGGAUUCAAAAUGUGA